Messenger RNA from Nomia melanderi (Alkali bee), 8578 nucleotides. RefSeq lists its product as uncharacterized. The record is from RefSeq and is a predicted model, not a curated record. Gene Ontology annotation, molecular function: protein binding. Lineage: Eukaryota; Metazoa; Arthropoda; Insecta; Hymenoptera; Halictidae.
UUCUCACACAUAACCUCAAAAUAAAAAAUUGAUCUCGAUCCUGGCGUCACCUACUGGAGCCUGCAGCAGACAAUCUCACGCUUUCGCACUGAGAACGAUCAUUGCAUAUUUAUGUCUUUCGAACAACAAACAAGCAAAAGUUUGGUGGUAUCGUACCGUUAAUAUCCGCCGAAUUUCGUAACGGACGCGUCGGACAAAAUGUAUAAAAGGAUUCCGCCUUGUAAGAACGCAUAAUUAUGAUAUAACCGGGCCGGUGUCUGAGAACCGAAAUAAUGCGAGGUGGACAAGUAUGAAAUAUUAAACAUGUCUCAUGGCUGGAGGCAGGAGCAACAACAAGCGAAGUGGAAAUUUAGACAGAACACAUCAAUGGCUUCGUUGCCAUCAGCUUUAUGCUUCUGUCACGCCUGAACUUCCUUCAAGUGAAACAUUUAAAAAGUAUCAACUUGCAGAGGAGAACCGUGUUAUCGCAAAAAGUCUUAGCAAUCUGCAGAAUAACAUUUGGAGAAUAUUUACGGACUCCUUGUAUUGUGAUCUUAACAUAAUACAUGGAUAUAAUGUAAUACGAACAAACCAGUGUAUUGUUAAAACCAGAGCUCCACAUUUUUACGAGGUUCUCCAACCUUAUUUUAUAUACACUAAUAAUCACAUUGAUUGCAUCCUUGAUAAACCAGGAAUUUUUCAUCAUAUUCAAGGCUUUGUGAGGUGUUUAUAUAACAAUACAAAUUUAAUACAAGAGGAACAACUGCUGGUAGAACUUAUAUUGAACGUUACUUAUGUAUCAAAAUUUGUGAACACUCCUUGCGUUAAUAAUACUUCUGACAUCAGUGAAAGAUAUGUGGAUUGCACAAAAACAGAUUGUAAUGUAACAAUAAAUCUUAGAAAUACAAGAAAUGUAAAAGAGUAUGCUGCAGUGGAUGUAAGUCCCACUUUAUCCGAUAUGGCUGAUUCUGGUUUAGAAACUGGUUCCGUAAGUCCACAUGAAAAUACAGCAUCUGAAAAUUCUAGUACUGAUUUUGAAGAAUUACAAGUCACCGAAUAUGCAUCUACGAAUGAAGAUUUUGAUAAAAUACGUGUUAGAUGUGUUAAUAACAGAGAUCAAAAAGUAGUCGCAGACUCAGACCGUUAUGAUUCAGUCAAUAAUUAUAACAGUACAUGCCAUAUAAGAGACUUGGUAGAGUCAGGAUUGAUGGAAUGUGCUUCAAAUGAACAUAGCGCAACAUGUUCUUCUGUCGAUGCGGAACAACCACAACUAGAUUCAUCUAGUUCAUCUGUGGAAAAUGCGCAGAAAGCUAAAGUAUACACAGAUGAAAUUUUUCAGUAUGAAAAUCAAGUGCUUAGUGAUCCAUUUUAUGAAUCUGACUGCGGAAGCGAUGAAAACGAGUUGUUUGAAUUUGUUGAUCUUGGUAAUGCAUCUUCCGUAAGCGCGGACGUGGAAAAGGAAUCAGCUAAAGAAGAGUCCAUAGAAAAGUCGCAAGAUGAAAAGUCAUGUCAUUAUGAUUAUUCUCAAGUUGAAGAUGCACAGUCGGAAGAUACAAAAGUUGAAGCAUCUCAUGAUGUGUCGAAACAAACAAGUUCCUGUAAUACAAGCAAUUAUUAUUUUAUUGAUGCAUCAACCUUGAAUGAUGAAACCAUAGUACUACCUUCAACUGUAACUAAAAAUCAAUGUUUCGAUGAAAAACCACAAUCGCACACUUCCCGUCCUUCUGAAUAUAAUACAAACAAAUCUAACGACCUUACCGAGGAUCAGUGUUACAAAUUCACAUCUGUCAAAACAAGUAAUUUACAAAUGGGACAUGAAAGGGUAGCAGAAUUUGAAAGAGAAAUAAAACUCACGGAACAUCUAGAACCAUUUGCAGAUGCAAGAAAAAUAAGGAGGACCGAUUCUACUUCGGAAGAUAAAACAAGCAUAGGUACAGAAACUAACAAAGAAUCUUUAGUUGUAGAAAUUAAAGAAGCAGAUAGUGGUGAAAGCGCACAUCCAUCUCCUUACCCUGAUAAUAACAAAAAUAUGAAUAAUGAUCGACACAUUGUAUCGCGGACGAAUAACGACAAUGACACCUCUAUUAACUUAGAUAAUAAAAAAGAAGUAAUCGAGCAAGUAAACGAAAAAGAUACAGAUUUCAUGGAAGACAUUCGACGACCUUCUCUUAUCAGGAGAAAUACGUUUGAGUUAGAUUCUAAUGACGAAAAGUUAUCAGUGUUGAGGCAAGAAUAUGAACGACGACAAGGUACUUUAGUUUUCCAAAAUGCUAUACCUCAAUAUUCAGGGCAUCGUGUCGAUGGUGAUUCAUGUUUCAUCCCACCUGAUGAACCUGAGAUUCCUAUAAGCAAUGUACUAAACAAAUUUGCUAUGGAUGUUCAAAUGCCAACUGCUACUCAAUAUCAUACAAUGCCGUAUUUGCCAUUGUGCAAUGAAAAGUAUGAGAUUGAUCAUACGUCAACAGAAACUAAUAAUUCCCUACAAAAUGACGGUAAAUCUAAUAUAACUUAUCCAGUAACAAGAAGCGCUAGUGACAAAAUGGUAAUGGACUGUGGUGCAGAGUUGGAUAAUGGGUCAAACAGUUGCAGUAACAGUUUACCUGUUACAUUAAAUUGUAUAUUAGAAAAGGACACUAAGACGGAUACAUUAAAGAAGACUAAGUGUGACGACACCACGCCUAUUAUUUCUGGUGGAGUCAGCACUUCGGAUUAUUCUAAACCUACUGAUAGUCCUACUGUGCGUCGGAAAACAGAGUCUACACCAAUUGUUUCGGGAGGUUCUGUCAUUAUGAGUGAACCUGAAGUAAAAAUAAAAUCAACAAGAAUGUCUUCUUCCAUGACUGCAUGGGUAGUUGAUAUGAGUGAUUGUAAUAAAAAUGACCCCAAAUCAGCGAAUAAUUCGCAUGUAGGCAUGUCUCAAAGUUUUUCUACUUCAGAAUGUGUCAAGAAACCUAUAAGAAAAAUAAGUCAUGAAAAACACGGUAGCUUAGGUUUCUUUGUUAAUUUGAAGGAUAUGGAUUCUAAACCCGUUACACAGCAACAGAUUUGUCCACCACAGAAAAAAGAUCAAAAUGAAAGUGGUAAGUCCUAUUGUGAAUUUUAUGUUGACAUGUCUCACGCAAAUAACGCAUUAAAAAUUAAGAAGUUAGAAACGGAAGAAUCUACUAACAAACCUGACAAGUUUAAUGAAGCAAACGACAAGAAGAACAUAUUCUCUAUGUUCAUUGAUUUAAGCAAUCCACCAACGAACUCAGAAACUACUGUACAACAAACGCACAGAAGAAGUUUCUCUACAUUUUAUGAUAAACGCGUGGAAAUAAAAUCAGAUGAUACUAAUUCUAGCGAGAAUAGUACAACUAGAGAAGAUCAAUCAAUCAAUGAACAAAAAUCUAUUCGAGAAAAGGCUAAACCAAGCGUGUUUAUGUACAUAGAGUCGGAUUCACCAGUGGUUAGAAGAAGAACAUUGUCAUCGUCGAGACCGGCAUUCAAACGACAUUCUUGGAAUGUGGAUAAAACGCAAAGUACCAAUAAUAAUAAUGGGCACAUUGUAAAAGAAAUUAUGUUCAGGAAGGAACACAAACGAGCACAUAGCCUGUCGGUAGAUCGUGGAGACUUAAAGAAAUUACAAGCAAAGCCCAGUUGUUCGAGUCAUUCUUUAAGUGACACAAUAAAACCAGAAUGUGCUGCUCAAAAAAAUUCUAAAUUUCUUAAAGAAGGAAACGGAGUCCUGAGUAACAUGGAUACAUCUUCAGAAGAUGCAUUUGAAUAUGAUACAAGGGACACACCUCCGAAUUCUCAUGUUGAAGUGAUUAAUGAAGAACUUCGCGUGAGCGUAAAAGAACAUGAGUACACUGAAUUGAAAACCGAUCGAACUACGGAUAAUCUUAAUACUAGUGAUGUUAAAACAUACGAAGAUGAAUAUUCAGAAACUUCCGCGUGGGAAAAAACAUGUACAGAGAGUACUGAAGGACAAACCCGUAAAAGUGAGACUUUCGAUAUCAGUAGCGGUAGCGGGCCAUCUCCAGAUAGUGAUAAUCAUGAUUAUGAAUUAUCAGAAUUGUUAAACGGUGAAGUGCCAAACUUAGAUCGAACACAAACAGUUCCUGCUGUAUGUAAUAAAAUAUCUGAGACGCAUAAAUCUUUAAAUGAAACAAUCAAAAAAAUUGAAAGUGAAUUUAAAGAUCCAGAUUACGAAAAACCAGAAACUACAUAUGAAAACCAUAACACGGCAUCAAAGAAAAAUGACAGAGCCAUGAAACUUAAUCUUGUAGCAACAACAUCCAACUUUGUUCGAUUAUCGGAUUUGGAUAAAACGCCUAUUGCUUCUCGUACAUCGGAUACUUUAAUUGUAAAGGAAGACAGAACUGCGUAUCGAAUGUGUAAUAGCAUCCCAGAAACUUCUUGGAUUGAAAGCAAGUUAGGUAUGUCCAGAACAAAUGGAUCGGUUAGACCACUUCCCAGGAAAUUCACAUCGAUCAUGAGCACUUCCUUGCCAUCUAAACAAAAAUCUCCUCUUGAGGACUUAACAGGAGAAUAUGAUGGUGAAGGUAUUAUAUCAGAAUCUGAUUUAAGUAGUAUGCAGAGUAGCAUGGGUCGUUCUGGGGCAGAAGGAAGUACAGAAGAAACUGAAACAUCGAGUUUAGCAGGUGGAAGACCAUACAAUAGAUUGGGAGAAGAUUUACUAAGAAUGUUCUUAGAAGAAAUUAAUCCAGAUGUUACGAUUGAUGUAGCUGGUCGUCGCAUAAGAGCUCACAAAUGUAUAUUAAGUUCUCGUUGUCAAUAUUUUGCAGCGAUUCUUAGCGGGGGGUGGAUUGAAAAUGCGGGAAAUGUUAUUUCCUUGCAAGGAUACUCUUAUGAUGCAGUACAUUUUGCAUUAUGUCACAUUUAUAGUGGGGAAAGUAAUAUACCAGAUUCUAUAAGUAUAGUAGAAUUAGCAACUUUGGCUGAUAUGCUAUGCUUGGAGGGUCUUAAAGAGGUUAUAGGAUAUACGCUUAAAGUUAAAUAUUGCCAUUUGUUUCAUAAGCCCUGUCAAAUAUGCGCCGUAGGUGUACUAGAAUGUAUACCUUUGGCGGCAGCUUAUGGUCUAGAUGAGGUAUAUCGUAAAUCUCUUCGUUGGGUCACAAGACACUUCGUACGAAUAUGGCCAUGCAAGGCAUUUGCAACUCUUCCAAGAGAAUUGAUGGAAAAAUGUUACCAUCAACAUAUUGUACACAUGUCAACGGACAAUGUGCUUCAAACUAUGAUGGAUUGUGAUAAACUCCUUGCAACCCUGCCAAAUGUGCGUUGGGCAGAACCAGUAUUUAGAAUGGUUUCGAAUUUAUUGGAAACAUCAAUGAAGUUUUUAUCAGAUAAUUUCUCGGGAAUAUUGGGAAAUGAAAAUUUUCAAUCCCUUGGUCGAGAAUUGACAUGGAAUAUCAGUCGAUUAGAAGAUAAUUUCUUAGCUGCUGCAGAACAUUUGCCUCCUGAACAAGCGUGUAAAAGUUAUUCGAAAUUACAUAAAAUGUUGGCAUCGGUACAAGUAGACGAGAAUCAGGAGAAAAUGAAAUGGGGUCCUUUGUUUAUUGAUUUUCUGAAGAAAAUUCAAAGUCGUGUAGAGAAGUGUUUAGUCAGAGAUGCAGCACGAGCAGCGAGGACCACAACAUGGUUAAAAAUGGAUCUAGAACUGCGACGUAGAAUACAAGAGUUAGCUUGCCUUGUUAUUCUACCUCAUGAAACUUCAAAACGUCAAUCAAGGCAUUCUAACUUUGUAAAAGUAAAUAACAGUGAACCUAAAUCAUCGUUGAGUCGCUCAACAACAAAUCGCAAUUUGGAUUUAAAACGUGUGAAAAUGGUUAUAUCGAAACAUAAUGAUAAAACUUUAAAACAAAUGGUCGCUGUACAGCAAACAAAAAAGGUAAUAAACAAACCUAAAACUGAUCCGUUGGAACGUAAGAUGCAAGAUGAUAAACCAGCUACGACGGAAACAAGUAGACCAAAAUCUUGGCCCAAUAAAAUAGAGGUGAAGUCAAGAUACUUAGAACCUAGAAAUAAGUCUGUUCCCAAAGAAACUGUUCAACCACCACACCAGGAAAAAGUGCUAGUACAUCAACGUCGAAAAAUAAUGAUUUCGUCAUCGGAUUCAUCUCGGACAUCUAGUCCCGCUAUGAAACGCGCUACUGAUAAAAAACCAUUGGCCAAGAUAAAGUUACCUAUAAAGAAGGAUGUGAAGGCUCUCUCUUCUGAUAGCCUAACAGAUCCUAAUUCGAGUAGAACGAAUAAUAAGAAGGAUUCACUCAGCAAAAGUUGUGGCAUUACACGCCCAGAAUCGCCAACUUUUAAACAAAAGAAUGUCGAGAUAGGAUUAUCUGUGGAUUCAUUGGCAGAAUCAAAAAAUAAACCUGUAGCCGCCAAAAAGAAAACUACUAAAAUGGAUACCUCAAUGUCUACGGAUAGUCUUAUGACUGAGAUCACAACCACGCCCAAAUCAAAUGUAUCAAAUAAAUUAUCACCGACUUUAGGGAAAACAAUUAACAAAACACAAGCUUAUGAUAAGGUAAAAAAGAGUUCGCCACCGACUCAGCAAAGAAGUCCGCUGACAGCAACAAGAAGGCCACUUAGAUCUUUAGAAAGCUCGACUGCAGCUAGCAGAAGUAGGGUAGCAGCUAUAAGCGCUUACCAUGGUUCGCCUAGUUUGCGACGAAAUCUUCUAGAUGCUGCAAAAACACCAGAUAUUUCAAGUAAGUUAAUAAAUAAUGUGUCAUCCAAACCUGCGAAUACACGAUCGGUUGCACAGUCCGUAACCAAUCAUUCUAAUUUAAAAAAAGAAAAGAAAGAAGUAUUGCCAAAUCAACAGAGUUCUGAAAGCCCUAGUAAAAGAUCUUCCCCAAUAUCAUCUGGCGCUUAUAAAGUAAGUAAAUCUGCGGUAACCAAUAAAAGAACGGCGAGUAAGGCUUCGAACGAUGAUAAGAUUAAAAAUAAAUGCCAUAAUGGGGAAGUUGCAAAACAACCUACAGUAGGCUCUAGGUCGGGAACUUUUCUAAAAGACGAACCUACGAUACUUAAGAAAGCAGAUAUUAAAUCUUCUCAAAUCAAUACUUAAAUUUAUAGACUGGUCGCUGUGUAUGUUUUUAUGGUUACAUUGCACCAUUAGAUUUAUGACUCAUAUAUAUAUAUAUACAUAUAUAUAUAUAUAUAUAUAUACAAACUGUCAUCUCUAAUUGCAAACGUGAUAAUUCCAACUGCGAAUUCGUACUAUGUAUAAAAAUAGAAUUACAUAUAAUUUUAAUUUAAUGCAAGUUGCAGUUAAUAUAAUCAUAAAAGAAAAUAUAUUUAAAAUGCAUUUACUAGAUAUAUAGAAAAUGUGCUAUGAUUUUGUUGUAAUGUUAAAAGUAUCUAUAAAUGAAAUAUGGCACUAGGGAUAUAUAACUUUCAAAUUAAAUUGUUUUUCAAUUAUUUGGUAUAUGACAAACGGAGUAAGAAUAUUAUUAGCAACAAUUUGGGUAUUAAUUACAUUCAGUUCAUUAUACUUCACAGUAAUACUGAUAAAAAUAUCACGUUUGAUCAUAAAUGUAGUUAGCUUAAUGUCCCACCCAGUUUUCAACCAAUGCGCGCAUUAAUAUGUCAUAGUAUUACACACGCAUAUUUAUAGAUUAUAAAUCUAACAUGGCCAGUUAGAUAAUAUUUAGAUAGAUUUUUCUUUCUUCCACACUAAAAAGCCAUAUCACAAAAAAUUGUUUAAUAGAAUUAUUUACUUGUUUAACCAGUUGCAGUAUAUGUAAAGUACAUCCUUGUCUUACCAUUUAAUGUUGCCAUCUUAAUAAUUCUGAUUGUAAGUAGAAUUCUGUUUACCCUCCAGUGAUCCUAAUUAAUGAAUUAUAUAUAGUUAUUGUAUUUAUUUAUUAUUACAUUUAUAUCUAUAUUUUGCAAUGUACAUUUCUAUGCAAUAUUUGUAUCUAGUCAUUUAUAUAUUUUAAAUAUUUACUUUUAUGUAAUGUUAAUAAACAAUUCGAUAUAAUGUUAAAAAAACCGUCUAAUUCUUUAAAUUUUUAUUUUCUAUGAAAUUUAAGUACUAGCAAAAAAAACUAAAUUAAAAUUUGUAAAAAUAUUUAUAUACAAUUACAAUUAUUUUAGAUACGCAACGAUGUAUGUACAACUAAUUUUUACACGUCCAGCAGUGUGCCUCUAGGUCUUGCUCUCUUUUGUUCUGCUUCAGGUGGAGGCAUUGUCUUUCGUUUAUUCAUUCCUUUUCUUUCCAAUUGUUUUUCUAUUAUUCGAGCAUUAUUCGCAUAAGAGUCAGCAACUUCUCUCUGAAAAUACAAAAUACAUAGAAUGUGAUACAAGAAUGUAAUAGUCAAUAAAUAUACUCACAGCUUCAAUUUCAUCUUCUUCUUCGUCAAUAGUAGAGACAGUGACAGAACUGAAUUUUCCCAUAUUUUUGGUAUGUUUUGUUACCAUUAUCUUUUUUGGCUUUUCAAUAGCUACUUGAUUAUAUAUAUCCGUCAUAGGACCUUCACCAGAACUUUUAAUUACAGCACCCUUCACAAUAAACACAACAUUCGUUGCUUGAUCAUGUUUGUAAUAAAGAAAGAGUCCACACCUGUAAUGCAUAUAGGAUUUAUAA